UCCCCGUCACGCCCACUUUGCUAUCAUCUAAUUCUAGCAGGAUUCCUGUGCGGUACCUCGGGUUCCUUCUGGUGAGGUGUGCGGGCUUCUUGCAGGCUGGGAAUGAAAUGGUGGAAUAAAAAUAAGACUUCAAAAUGAAUAAAGUAAGAGUGCCUACGGAAAAAUGCCUAUCCAACAAUUCCCGGAUUAUGAGUCUUCUGUCACAGCUGGAGAAGAUCAACACAGAGUCAUCAGCCGUGGAUAUGGAUAAUGCAAGAUUUGUCACUGCAAAAAUCCUCCACUUGACACAGACCCAAGAAAAAACAAGAAAGGAAAUGACUGCCAAAGGGUCCACUGGAGUGGAAGUUAUCCUGUGUACACUGGAGAAUACCAGGGACCAUCAGACAAUAUUAAACAUUGUAAAUAUCCUCAAUGAACUGAUGUCAGCUGGUGGUGGAAGAAGAAUAAAUGUAUUGAUUUCUAAAGGAGGUACUCAGAUCUUGCUACAAUUGCUGCUUAGUGCCAGUAAGGACUCUUCUCCGAAUGAAGAGUUAAUGGUACUUCUUCACAGCUUACUGGCAAAGAUAGGACCAAAAGACAAGAAGUUUGGAAUAAAAGCACGAGUCAGUGGAGCUCUGAACAUCUCUCUCAACCUGGUCAAACAAAACCUUCAAUGUCCAAAGCUGUUGCUUCCAUGUCUUCAGGUGCUACGUGUGUACUGUAUGAAUGCUGUAAAUGCUGUGUACCUGGGCAAAAAUGGGGCUGUGGAUCUUCUUUUCAAGAUCAUAGGGCCAUUCAGUAAAAAGAACACCAGCCUUAUCAAAGUCUCUUUAGAUACACUUGCCGCUUUGCUAAAAUCAAAGACAAAUUCCAGAAAAGCAGUGGACCGAGGAUACGUUCAAGGGCUCUUAACAAUAUAUUUGGACUGGCAUCGUCAUGACACUCGGCAUCGGCACAUGUUGAUCCGGAAAGGCAUUCUGCAGUGUCUUAAAAGCAUUACAAACAUCAAGUUGGGUAGAAAAGCUUUCAUAGAUGCUAAUGGUAUGAAGACUUUAUAUAACACCUCACAGGAAUGCCAAGCUGUGAGAACUUUAGAUCCUCUCGUCAAUACAUCUAGCUUGAUAAUGAGAAAAUGCUUUCCCAAGAAUCGUCUUCCUUUACCAACCAUCAAAAGUGCUUUUCAGUUUCAACUGCCCAUCAUCCCCACCAGUGGGCCUGUGGCUCAGAUCUUCAGCAUGCCUCCUGAAGUGGAUGAUGUAGUGGAUGAAAGUGACGACAACGAGGAUACUGAAGCAGACACAGAGGCAGAAGCUGAAAAUGAAGAUGAUAGUGAUCAACUGUUUAAGAAUGAGGACAUAGAGACAGAUAUCAGUAAGCUCAAACCUGCACAAGAACUGGGAAGGCCUUUAGAAGAUCUGAAGAUGUAUGAACGCUUUUUUCCUGAGCUUUCUGAUGAUUUUCAGGAUUUUGACUUAGUGUCAAAUGAACCAGUGCCUGGAGCAAACCAUGGUGGACCUAUUAUUGUUCCCACAGCAGGAGAGGAACCACCAUAUAAGCCAAGACAUAUCAUGAAGGAACUAUCAAGGAAAACUAGUAGCAUUUCUUUGGAAGAUGAAUGUAAUAAAAGACCGACAUUUUUAGAUGUGUCUAAGAAAGACAGUAGGAGAGACCGUAACAACUCCUUUCUACAGACUCGGGGGGAGAUCGAGAGGUCCUCAUGCUUGCACUUGAACAAUGAUACAGUCAAGGAUCUUGACAAACUCUCCUUACAGAAGUCUUCAUCCAACAACCAUUUCAAAAAUGGAUGUGUACCCACUAAAGACAAUCCCAAUGCCUUAUCUCACUCCUGUAGUAAGACUGCUCAGAAUAUUUCGUGUGGUAACAACUUGUUUGAGAAACAUUCUGUGAAUCUAGGACCUUUAUGUUGCUCUGGAGUUUUUCCUGAUGAUGAUGAUGAAGAUGCAAGUCCUUUGGAUGCCCGAGGACUGCAAAAUGUGCUAGACGAGGAAAGCUUAUUGCCCCUCCAUGAUCCAGAUCUUUACAUUGAGAUGGUGAAAAAUACCAAAUCAGUCCCUGAGUACUCUGACGUGGCAUAUCCAGAUUAUUUUGGUCAUGUGCCACCAUUUUUCAAAGAGCCUAUAUUAGAAAGGCCGUAUGGAGUGCAAAGGACAAAAAUAGCUCAAGAUAUUGAAAGAAUGAUUCAUUCCAAUGACAUAAUAGACCGAGUUAUAUAUGACCUUGAUAGUCCCAACUGUUCCAUACCGGAUGAGAGUGAAGUUCUCAAGUUCAAUUCUAAGUUUGAAUCUGGAAACCUGCGGAAGGUUGUUCAGAUAAGAAAACAUGAAUAUGAUCUCAUCUUGAACUCUGAUAUAAAUAGCAAUCAUUACCAUCAGUGGUUUUACUUUGAAGUGAGUGGAAUGAAGACCGGUACUGCUUAUCGCUUUAACAUCAUCAAUUGUGAAAAGUCCAACAGUCAGUUCAAUUAUGGUAUGCAGCCCCUUAUGUAUUCCGUACAGGAGGCUUUGGCUUCCCGGCCGUGGUGGAUCCGUGUUGGAACAGAUAUAUGUUAUUAUAAAAACCAUUUCUCUAGAAGUUCAAUAGCUACAGGGGGUCAGAAGGGAAAGUCCUACUAUACCCUGACAUUCACUGUCAGUUUUCUUCACAAAGAUGACGUCUGCUAUUUUGCAUAUCACUAUCCUUACACGUAUUCCACAUUAAAGAUGCACCUUCAAAAACUGGAGUCUCUACAUAAUCCCCAGCAGAUCUAUUUUCGCCAUGAUGCAUUAUGUGAAACUCUAGCUGGAAAUGGAUGCCCCGUGGUCACCAUAACUGCUAUGCCAGAGUCCAAUUUCUACGAGCAUGUCUAUCAGUUUCGAAACCGACCUUAUAUCUUCUUAACAUCCAGGGUUCACCCAGGAGAGACAAAUGCUAGCUGGGUAAUGAAAGGAACACUGGAAUUUCUUAUGGGGAACAGCCCUACUGCACAGAACCUUCGGGAAUCCUACAUUUUUAAAAUUGUUCCCAUGCUUAACCCAGAUGGUGUCAUCAAUGGAAACCAUCGUUGUUCUUUAAGUGGAGAAGAUCUCAACAGGCAGUGGCAAAGCCCCAAUGCAGAUCUGCAUCCUACAAUUUACCACACCAAGGGCCUACUGCAGUAUUUGGCAUCUAUCAAACGUGUUCCUCUGGUUUACUGUGAUUACCAUGGACAUUCCCGCAAGAAAAAUGUGUUUAUGUACGGCUGCAGUAUUAAAGAGACAGUAUGGCACACCAAUGUCAGUGCUGCCUCACGUGAUAUAGUAGAAGAUAAUGGAUACAGGCAGACUCUUCCGAAAGUACUGAGCCAGAUAGCCCCAGCAUUUUCCAUGAGCAGUUGUAGUUUCGUAGUGGAAAAAUCUAAAGAGUCUACUGCUCGUGUUGUGGUAUGGCAAGAAUUGGGCGUUCAGAGGAGUUAUACGAUGGAGAGCACGCUGUGUGGCUGUGACCAGGGCAAGUACAAGGGUUUACAGAUCGGGACAAAGGAGCUUGAAGAGAUGGGUGCCAAAUUCUGCAUAGGAUUACUUCGCUUAAAAAGGCUGACCUCUCCCAUGGAAUUCAGCCUGCCUCCAAGCCUCCUGGAUAUCGAGAGUGAUCUGAUCGAGUCCAGCUGCAAGGUUGCAAGUCCAACUACCUAUGUUUUGGAAGAUGAUGAGCCUCGUUUCCUGGAAGAAGUGGAUUACAGCGCAGAGAGCAAUGACGAAGCAGACCCUGAUCUCCCAGACACUGCUGUAGAUCUUGAAACCUCAGCAGUAGAAGACGAAGGAUUCUCAGAUUCUGAAAUCUCACAAACUUGCUUGAAGAGUGCACAAAGGCAUCAGGAAUGCCUUGUUUUGGCAAUGAAGCAUUAAGAGAUGGUUAGACAAGAGUUACUUGAACCAAUGAAAACAAUGUAGUAUUGCUGACUUUUUUUGGUCCUGCUAUGGGCAUAUAAAGUGGAGUUGUUUGUUCUCCUGCCUAUGUUGCAUGUUUUUCCCCUGCAGGAACCACUUCAGAUGAAUUCUCCAACCUUCAUCCUAUACAAACGGCUAACACUCAUGAAAAGCCACACUCAGUAUUGUUCCUUGCACAGUGUUUAUAGUACAUCUUGCUACAGACACAUUAACUUUUAGGUGUAAUAUUUGCUGAUUAUUCCACUCCCUUGGAAACUUUCUUAAAGGCUUACUGGUCAUAGCUAUGUGUUCACAGUUCACUACAAUCUUUACCUUUGUGUUCCAGAUCAUACUCUGGUCAGAGACAAGGCUUUGGGGUUUUAUGUGAGUUUUUUGGGGAGUUGUGUUUUUUUUAAGAGCAUGAUUUGAAAAUUGUAUAUUCUGGCACACAUCAAUCAUGUAUAUUACAAUGACAAAAUAGAGUGCAUGGCGCUGACCUAGAAAUCAUUUAACAAGUGAAAGUGCUGAGUCCUAUCCCUCCAAAGUCAGUAAAUUAAAUUUACAAUUGAUACUUCAAAUUAACCAGAAACAACUUCUUCCUUCCAUUCAUGAGAAAAGUCACACCAACCGAUUCUAGUAUUAAAGGGAACCUCUUAUACAUGAAAAUGCUAUGCAAUCUGCAGGCAGCAUGUUAUAGAGCAGAAGCAGCUGAACAGAUUGAUUUACAGAAUCUUUUCCCAGAAAAC
This is a messenger RNA of Bufo bufo (common toad), 4630 nucleotides long. RefSeq names its product ATP/GTP binding carboxypeptidase 1 (gene AGTPBP1). The coding region runs from base 135 to 3863 and encodes 1242 amino acids. Gene Ontology annotation, molecular function: zinc ion binding; metallocarboxypeptidase activity. The transcript is spliced from 26 exons. Gene Ontology annotation, biological process: protein side chain deglutamylation; proteolysis; C-terminal protein deglutamylation. The record is from RefSeq and is a predicted model, not a curated record. Lineage: Eukaryota; Metazoa; Chordata; Amphibia; Anura; Bufonidae.